AGCCAGCAGGGCUGUAUUGUACGGUACCGAUACCGGUGUGACUGCGGCAACUAACGCGUCUUGAUUUCAGCAUUGGUGGCAUUGAGUCAGCAUCGGAACAAGCCAAUCGGAAGAUCAAAAUGUUCUGUGUCAUCGAUGCUGCUUCUCAUAGCCCGCCAGACUGGAUGGAUGCCUCAAUUGUGUUGUGGCUGAUGGGAUUGAUUGGAAAUCAUCCGCAUUGUUGGCAUUCUGACACAAUAAAUCAGACUCAGUUCGAAGAUCGUCGGAAUCGCAAAACUCGUUUCUUGACACAAUCUCACAAAGACUACAUACAAGAAGAGAAAGAUUAACAAUGAUGACUUUGACCAAGACUCUCAACUACAGCCUUUUCUUGGUUGCCAUGGUGGCAUUUCCAUGGCGAUGUGCGGCUUUUACUACUCCGUCAAUGAUGCCUUUUAGUGCUACCACUGGCAAUUCCAGACUCUUUAGCACCGAAACCGAUGUCGACGAGGCGACCAAGCUUCGGGAGAAAGCAGCUCAGCUUCGAGCUGAAAUUGCGGCCAUGGAGGGCAAGACAUUGCAAGAGGUCGAAGACGAAGCCAAACAAAAGAAGGAAAACAUACGGUUGCGAAGAGAGCAACAAGAAGAACAGCGAAAGCAAAAUAGAAAAGAAGCUGCUGCUUCCAGGGAUGAUGGCCGGUUUUUGCAAGUCCCGAGUACUAUGGAUGACAUGGUGAGACAAGCGUCGCAAUCAGUAGAACGGGCCUUUCAAGAUGGACAGACACGACAAACAGUUCGUUUUGCCCUGAUUCGACCAGAUCAAUAUGUCAACGAGGUGAAUGAAUGGCCAGGGGGUGCCCAAGAAAUGUCUCGCGAAAGCGCGAAACCACUCACCCAGGCACUCCUGAAACAAGUGCAUGCUCCUACCAAAGCCACAGAAGAAGCCAGCAGACAACAACGAUUGCCCCCAACUGUCAAAGAACAAGAUAUUUGGGAUUUUGAUGGAUCUGCGCUCAUUACAGCUGAAGCCCAGGCUGGAGCCAAUGGAGAUGUCCAAGCUUUGGUCCUACCCAAUACCGAUACCAAAUACAUCAAGGAUAUCGACAGCAUUGAUCAAGCCAUGGGGAAACGACUUUUUCUACUCGUCAAUCCAUUCUGGAGAAACCUGGACUCCUGGGGAAUCAAUAUCUUGGCCCCCGGAGCCAAGAAAAUGGCGAAAGAAAUCAUUUUUGACAAGGGCUACAACGAGUCCUACUCCCUCUUGAGAUUCAGUUGUCGUGGAGAAGAGUGUGUUGCGGUGAAAGCGUACCCUUAUGAUUGGCAACUUUUUGCGUACUUGGAAGAUGACGAUAACUAUGUUGGUGGUGCCGCUGUGGAGCGUACCAUUCGACUAGGAUCGUGCAAGGAAGAACCUUCCAGUGCCCUGGUCACGGAGCUGCUAAAUGAGAGACCUGAGUUUCAGCAAACACGAACGAUGCGACAAUUUGGCAGAAAGUAGACAUAGAAAACUAACCUAGAACUGAAGAUACGAUUAUAAAUAAAACUAAUGCGCUCACCUCCUCC
This is a messenger RNA of Seminavis robusta, 1542 nucleotides long. NCBI's taxonomy places the organism in Eukaryota, Bacillariophyta, Bacillariophyceae, Naviculales, Naviculaceae. The record is from the annotation of a GenBank genome assembly.